AUGAACACUCAGAGCAUCAACAAGAAUGACAAAUCCUUCGGGAAACCAGUGGUUGGUGAAGAGCCAGCUAGAGCAGCCCCAUCUGAGGCUUCAUGUGAUCCAAACAGAAACACAAGAGGAGGUUCAGAAGCACAGAGUGACCAAGGCAUGAGUCAAGAUCCAAGGCUCGGGGAGAACCUUGAAACAGAGGAACAAGACCACCAUGAAGCCAGCGAGGAAGGCACCAGCAACCUCCUGGGGCUUUCAUUUCCCAGAAAACUCUGGGCAGUAGUGGAGAAUGAGGACUUCAAGUCUGUGGGCUGGAGUGAAGAAGGAGACACCGUGAAGAUUGAGGGAGACCUUUUUGAAGCAGAGGUCCUUCACCGCAGUGGUGCAGACAAAAUUUUUGAAAUGGACAGCUUAAAAUGUUUUACUUGUGAACUUAAUCUUCAUGGGUUCAGGAAGAUACGCACAAAGAAUUCACCAGUGCACUCUGGAAAGAAGAAAAUGAUGAUCUUUCAAAAUGCAAACUUUCAGAGGGAUAACCCAAGGCUGCUUGAGAACAUCUGGAGGAGAGGAUGUCAACGCAGCCCUGCUCAGGAAGAACCAUGCUGCAAGAGAAGGAAGCUUGUCUGUCCCCGACGCUCUCCACACCUUCCGAAGAAGAAGCAGGAAAAGACCAUUUCCGUGAAGGAAGCCCCCAACAAGCAGGCACCCCAAGGCCAGGACACCUUCCUUCCAGCUGGUGUCACUGGAUGCCCCCUAGCACUAUGCCCUCCUGAGGAGCACAGCAUCCCAUGUGGAGAAUGCUCCCCUGAGGAUGGCAACAUGGUGUCUCCGGCUGGUGACAGAAUGGAAGGGUCUGGGCAGGUGAGCAUCAGAUCCUCAUGGUACCCUGAUUGGGGUUCAGUGAUAUCUUUCUACAACAAGUGUUCCUCCAUGCUGAAGGCUGCCUUGGCAGCCAUUUCCUUAAGUGAGCUGUCUGAUGGGGAGAGAGAGCAGGGCUCCACCAGUGAGUCCUCUGCUGAGGAAGAGCAGGAGGGCUUCCAUCAAAAUAAGUGUGUCAUCUGUGUGCUAUACAAGGACAGUUCUCGUUCAUGA
This is a messenger RNA of Jaculus jaculus (lesser Egyptian jerboa), 1080 nucleotides long. Its product is annotated as heat shock transcription factor, X-linked member 3-like. NCBI's taxonomy places the organism in Eukaryota, Metazoa, Chordata, Mammalia, Rodentia, Dipodidae. Gene Ontology annotation, biological process: regulation of DNA-templated transcription. The record is from RefSeq and is a predicted model, not a curated record. Bases 1 to 1080 code for a protein of 359 amino acids. The transcript is spliced from 2 exons. Gene Ontology annotation, molecular function: sequence-specific DNA binding; DNA-binding transcription factor activity.